This is a messenger RNA of Oppiella nova, 582 nucleotides long. The record is from the annotation of a GenBank genome assembly. NCBI's taxonomy places the organism in Eukaryota, Metazoa, Arthropoda, Arachnida, Sarcoptiformes, Oppiidae.
CAGACCUCAUCUCAAGACGAGCCCUCGAAGGUUGUCCACGAAGUCGUCAAACCAGUCAUCCAAGAGGUCCGCGAAGUCAUCCAACCCUACAGACAGUUGACACAAGAGGUGCAGCCCGUCGUCGAGAAUGUCCACACAGUUGUCUCGCACGGAGAGGGUGUUCGCCAGCAAUACGUGGCGGAGCCCAUCCAGAGGGCACAGAUCCAGACCGUGCAACAGGUGGCCGUCCAACCCGUCCAGCAGUAUGUGGCCCAACGCGUACAGGUGCCCGAACUCAGACAGGUUCAGAUCCAACAGGUCCAGCCCAUCCAAGUCCAGCCCAUCCAAGUCGAGGCCCAACCCCUGCACUACCAGACCAUCCAAGACGUGCAGCCCAUCGCCGUCCGCGCCUACACCCAACCCAUCCAUCAAGUGGUGGCCCACCAGGGUAUCCGCCAAGUGGUUGCCCCGCAGGUGACCCGCUAUGCCGUCCAACAGCCGGCGCUCGCCAUCCGAACCAACGUCAGAGAGAAUGUGUUGGCCAGAGAGACACCCGUCCAGAGGGGCACCGACUUUGUGAAGUACGUCGAGAGUGACAACUAA